Panicum virgatum (switchgrass) is the source of this 1278-nucleotide messenger RNA. RefSeq lists its product as uncharacterized. The transcript has 3 exons. Lineage: Eukaryota; Viridiplantae; Streptophyta; Magnoliopsida; Poales; Poaceae. The coding region runs from base 1 to 1278 and encodes 425 amino acids. The record is from RefSeq and is a predicted model, not a curated record.
AUGGUUCAUGCGGACCCUGAUGUAUCUGUAGCGGCUAUUAUUGAAGCUAUUCAUGGUUUUACAAAUUAUCGGGUAAAAUAUGGAAAGGCUUGGAGGGCUAAGCAGCAUGCUAUAGCAAUGUUGUGGGGCGACUGGAAGGAGGCAUAUGGAAGGGUACCAAAAAUAUUAAAUGCAAUUGCACACUUCAACCCGAGGACAAAGUGGUGCAUUCAUAGCAUAGGCAGGCAAGAGAUGCACAAGGGUUCCAUGAGGCCCGUAAUGAAACGUGCAUAUUGGUGCUUCCCACAAUGUGUAGAGGCAUUCAAGCAUUGCAAACCUGUUAUAAGUGUGGAUGGCACAUUUCUUACCGGGAAGUACCGCUGGGCAUUGUUGAUUGCAACAGGCAUGGAUGGUGAGGAUCGUUUGAUCCUGCUAGCAUUUUCUUUGGUUGAGGGUGAAAACGACAGCUGGUCAUGGUUCUUGCAUUUGGUCCGUAGAGAUGUUGUUGGACAGGAUCGUAAGGUGUGCAUUAUCUCGGACCGGCAUCAAGGAAUUUUUAAUGCAGUUGAGGACCACAUGGAAGGCUACCAUCCAAUUGUGCAUAGGUGGUGUAUGAGACACUUCGCAGCUAAUAUAUGGCAAAGGCAAAAGGGCAAGAAAGUUAUAAAGCAGCUAAAGUUGUUAUGCGCAUCAAAGACAGAGAAGACAUUUGCUAUUAGGCUUACAAAACUAAAAGGUAUGAUGAACGAAGAAGCAACCGAGUGGUUAGAGGACCAAAUGGAAAACAAGAGUAAGUGGGCUCUUGCCUUUGAUGAUGGUUGUAGAUAUGGUAUAUGUAACACAAAUAUAUCAGAAGUGUUGAACAAAGUUCUUAAAGGGGUACGUGCUAUGCCCGUUUCAGCCAUUGUGGAGUACACGUUCUACAAGGUGAAUUCAUACUUUAUGCAUAGAUGGGAGAAAGCAAACCAGCAAAUAGCUUCUAGGCCAAACCAAGAUCUAUGGGGAAAAGGUGCCAUGAAGCUGCUAACCAAAGCAGGCAAGGCAGCAGCAGCAGGCAUGUCAGCUGAGUUGUUUGAUCCGACCACGUUUGAACCGAUUCUUGAUCCCUCACAUUGGCCCGAGUACAAUGGCCCUGAGUACAUUCCAGAUCGUAGCAAGCUGAAAGAUAAGGUUGGAAGGAGGAAGAAAAAAUGGCUCCGCAAUGAGAUGGAUCAGUUUAGUGGUUACGGUGAUGAUAUUUAUGGUUAUGGUGACUUUAACCAAGAUAGUUCGAAGGAUGUUGCAGUCAUGCAAACGUAA